This is a messenger RNA of Syngnathoides biaculeatus (alligator pipefish), 3404 nucleotides long. It is a transcript of the gene eml2, whose product is annotated as EMAP like 2. Gene Ontology annotation, biological process: microtubule cytoskeleton organization. Gene Ontology annotation, cellular component: mitotic spindle. The coding region runs from base 105 to 2576 and encodes 823 amino acids. The transcript is spliced from 22 exons. The record is from RefSeq and is a predicted model, not a curated record. NCBI's taxonomy places the organism in Eukaryota, Metazoa, Chordata, Actinopteri, Syngnathiformes, Syngnathidae. Gene Ontology annotation, molecular function: microtubule binding.
GAAGCGCGGCUCCGGAUCCGCGCAGGCUUGACUUGGACUCGGUCCGAGAGGGACAGCAGGUAAAGGUGAGAACCGGCAGGACUGAAGGACGUGAGGAAGAAAGGAUGGACGGAAGGAGAGAGUCGGACGAGAGGAGGAUGCUGAUGUCGUCGUGCGGGAGCCUGUCGGACAGCAAGAACCUGCUCUUGGAGUACUGCAACCACGACGACGGCGCGUCGGCGGGCAGCAACACGGACGUGGAGGACCGCGUGUCUCACCUGGAGCAGCGGCUCCAGCUCCAGGAGGACGAGAUCCAGGUCCUGAAGGCGGCCCUGGCCGACGCCCUGCGCCGCCUGGCGUCCUGCGAGGAGCGGAGUCUGGCCUCCUCGCGGCAGCCGGGGGGCGCCCACGCCGGCAGCAGGUGGUCCCUGCCCGGCGCGGCCCCGCCCGCCAAGGUCCAUCAGCUGCUUCGGGUGGUCCCGAGCGACGGAUGCGUCCAGCACAAACGGGUCCUGUCGUCGCCGUCCUCGCCCAAGAAGGCCGUGCCGCAUUCCAUCAAGAGGAAGAGCAUGUCCACGGAGCGCCUCACGGUGGUCAGGAGGGAAGCGGCGGCGGUCGACGCUCGGAGUCGGGCAACUUCGUCCGGCAGCGCCGCGGGUGGGAAAAGUAAAUCCAAAGAAUGCACCUUCAAUGCAGAGGACGGCUCCGUGAGGAUGUUUCUCCGCGGCCGUCCCGUCACCAUGCACGUGCCCGACCGGCAGAGGGACGGCUACAGCCUGGACCACAAGGGGGCGCUACCGGGCCGCAAGCUCAAGCUGGAGUGGGUCUACGGCUACCGCGGGCGCGACUGCCGCUCCAACUUGUACCUUCUGCCCACCGGCGAGAUCGUCUACUUCAACGCCUCCGUGGUGGUCUUGUACAACACUGACGAGCAGCAGCAGAGGCACUACCUGGGACACAAUGACGACGUCAAGUGCUUGUGUGUGCAUCCUGACAUGGUUACCAUAGCAACCGGGCAGGUGGCUGGAAAUACGAAAGAUGGAAAGCGCCUAGCGCCUCACGUCCGGGUGUGGGACUCGGUGAGCCUGAACACUCUUCACGUGCUCGGCGUCGGCGUGUUCGACCGAGCCGUCACCUGUGUGUCCUUCUCGAAGUCGAACGGGGGCAGCUUCCUGUGCGCCGUGGACGACGCCAACGACCACAUUCUGUCGGUGUGGCACUGGCAGAAGGAGAAGCAGCUGGCCGACGUCAAGUGCUCCAACGACUCGGUGCUGGGGGCCGUCUUCCACCCGAUGGACGCUAACCUGAUUGUCACCUGUGGAAAGUCGCACAUCAACUUCUGGAACCUGGAGGGAAGCACGCUAACCAAGAGACAAGGACUUUUUGAGAAACACGAGAAACCCAAGUACGUGUUGUGCAUCGCAUUCGCCGAGAACGGAGACGCCAUCACCGGAGACUCCAGCGGAAACGUCUACGUGUGGGCCAAAGGUGGAAAUCGCAUCAGCCAGGUGUUGCCCGGCGCCCACGAAGGCGGCAUUUUCUCCAUCUGCGUCCUGAAGGACGGCACCGUCGUGUCGGGAGGUGGGAAGGACCGCAAGGUGGUCCUGUGGGACCGCCAAUACCGCAGGCAGGCCGACAUGGAGGUGGGAGACGCGUUUGGACCGGUUCGGGCCAUCGCGGAAGGCAAGGGGGGCGGACUGUUCGUCGGGACCACCAAAAACGCCAUUCUCAAGGCGGCCUUCCCUGACACGCUGAUGCCCAUCGUACAGGGUCACACGGACGAGCUUUGGGGUCUGGCUCUGCAUUCGCGUCUGGAUCAGUUCGUCACCUGCUGCCAGGACAAACUGGUCCACCUGUGGGACGCAAACACCCACCAGCCCGUCUGGACCAAAACCAUCGAGGAUCCCGGAAGGUGCGCGGGUUUCCAUCCGAACGGAGAAGUUCUGGCGGUCGGCACCAUGACUGGAAGAUGGUUAGUAUUGGACGCAGACACCCAGGACCUGGUCUCCGUCCACACGGACGGCGGCGAGAUCAUCUCCAACGUGAAAUAUUCCCCAGACGGCAACUUCCUGGCGGUGUCGUCGCACGACAACUUCGUGUACAUCUACGCCGUGACGGAGAACGGACGCAAGUACAGCCGCGUGGGAAAAUGCGCCGGUCACUCGAGCUUCGUGAUGCACGUGGACUGGUCCGACGACAGCCGCUACCUGGUGACCAACUCGGGGGACUACGAGAUCCUCUUCUGGGAGGCGCCCGGCGGCAAGCACGUGACCAACGUGGACGCCGUGCGAAACCUCAGCUGGGCCACGUCCACGUGUACGCUUAGCUUCAACACCUUCGGCAUCUGGCCGGACGGCGCCGACGGCACCGACAUCAACGUCGUGUGCCGGUCUCACGACGGGUCCCUGCUGGCGUCGGCCGACGACUUCGGCAAAGUUCACCUCCUGUCGUACCCGUGCUGCCAGCCCAGGGCGCCGGGCCACGUGUACGGCGGGCACAGCAGUCACGUGACCAACGUGGCCUUCCUGCGCGACGACAGCCGCCUCAUCUCCACCGGGGGGAAGGACGCCAGCGUCCUGCAGUGGCUGGUCGCCUAGGCGACGGCCGCCCCGCCUUUUGUCCACCGGGGGGCGGCGGCCUCUCCUUUUCGUUACGCCGGAUGAAAUGAAUGUUUACUCUGCUGCAUUAACGCGUCGAGUGUUUUAAAAACGGGAUGUGACGUGUAACAAAAAAAAAAAAAAAAAUAUUAGCGUUAGCGCUCUAACCGUGCCUGGACGACUUUUAUUAUUGCGUUUAAAAAUAAAAAAAAAAAAAUCCUCAAGUGGACUUUGCUUCUUAGACUUGUUGACCUGUGACGGGCUCGUUUUUAGAACGUUGUAGAUGCUAAUAAUGCUAACGCAGAUGCCUCGCGCGCACGUGAAUGUAGACGACGACAAAAAUUGCGUCAUGGCCCUUUAAGAGCAGCCCGGUUGCCUUGUCAUGUCGCCGUGGAGAUCUGCUUUUUCUCUUCCUCCUUCUUCCCCCUUUUUUCCCUAAACGUGGAGGAAGAGGAGGAUGAAAGGAGGGCAGAAUGUUGCCGAGGAUGGAGAAACUUCACCUCCUCUCUCUCUUUUUGUCAUCUACGCCUCCUUUCUACUUCCCUUCAAUAUUUUAGAACCGCCGCUUGUAAAAGAAAAAAAUGCGAGAUGUGCACCAGGUGGCGCUACAGCGCCCCCAAAAAAGUGCACGGGCAAGUCGCUUGGAAAAGAUCAAUAGAUUUAAUAUAUGUAUUUGUGGAAUUGCGCAUAACCGAGUUGGCUGUUUUAAAACGACGACGGGUGUAUUCUAUACUUUCCGGCAUUUGUGUCGUGUGGGCGUGUCACAUGAUUGGCACGCAGCUUGUUUGGCCUUUCUGUUUUGUUAAUAAAGUUUUCACCCAAAAAUGA